AUGGCCCAGGAGCUCGCAACUUUCAAACGCGAAGAGCAGGAGUCUUCUAACGAAUUACGAGAAGAGAUUGCAGCGAUUGUUAGAGAUGUCAAAGUUUUGAAGUCAGAAUCACCAUACUUUCAACGAAACAAGCAUCAGCCAGAUCGGCGGUUACCGGGGGAAGUUGAUGACCAACGCAGCCAGAGUCGUGGGGAUAAUAAUAUUGUUGAGAAUGGGGAGUGGCUAUUGGUCUGA
Messenger RNA from Aspergillus chevalieri, 234 nucleotides. RefSeq lists its product as uncharacterized. The coding region runs from base 1 to 234 and encodes 77 amino acids. The transcript has a single exon. The record is from RefSeq and is a predicted model, not a curated record. Lineage: Eukaryota; Fungi; Ascomycota; Eurotiomycetes; Eurotiales; Aspergillaceae.